UCACCCCACUUGGUUCUUUAUGAUAUAGAGUAUAAAAACUCACGUCCAAAAACUAUUGAUAUCAAUCAUUGAAAGAUAUUGAAUAUAGAAAAAUGUUCUCCAAAAUCGUUGCUUUUGGCGCCCUACUGGCUGCGGCCAAUGCUGGUCUUUAUGGACAUGCAGUGUCUUCUCAAAGUAUUAUCCGACAUGAUGGAGGACAAUACGCUGCCCCUCUGGCAUACGCUCCUGUGGUUUAUGCCCCUGUCGCACAAUAUGGACACUACGACGGCGCCCAUUACGACGGACAUGAUACUUACGCUCACCCCAAAUACGACUUCGCGUACUCAGUAGCCGACCCCCACACCGGUGACCACAAGUCCCAGCACGAGAGCCGCGACGGUGACGCCGUGCACGGAUACUACUCCCUGGUGCAGCCCGAUGGCUCCGUCCGCAAAGUUGAAUACACCGCUGAUGCUCACAAUGGUUUCAAUGCUGUAGUGCACAACUCUGCCCCGUCGAUUCAUCCUCAGCCCGCUUACCAUCAUUAUUACUAAGCGAACUCGUCGUCGAACAGAAUUCCUUUACUAAUAAACGUUGUAUAGCAUUAGUAUACUUAAAUAACGCUUUGUCUUCUUCUUUCUAAUGUAGAAUUACGGAUGACAGAAAGAGAAUAAUAGCUACCUUACCCACUAUAAAGCGUUUAUUAGUUUACCCAUAAGUAUUUAUUAUU
This is a messenger RNA of Vanessa tameamea, 709 nucleotides long. Its product is annotated as cuticle protein 7-like. The record is from RefSeq and is a predicted model, not a curated record. Gene Ontology annotation, cellular component: extracellular matrix. The coding region runs from base 93 to 533 and encodes 146 amino acids. NCBI's taxonomy places the organism in Eukaryota, Metazoa, Arthropoda, Insecta, Lepidoptera, Nymphalidae. The transcript has 4 exons.